Tyto alba (common barn owl) is the source of this 6585-nucleotide messenger RNA. RefSeq names its product ferric chelate reductase 1 (gene FRRS1). Gene Ontology annotation, molecular function: oxidoreductase activity, acting on metal ions. The coding region runs from base 6 to 1922 and encodes 638 amino acids. The record is from RefSeq and is a predicted model, not a curated record. The transcript is spliced from 17 exons. Lineage: Eukaryota; Metazoa; Chordata; Aves; Strigiformes; Tytonidae.
UCUACAUGCCUUUCAUCCAAAUUUCUGAUGGGUUGUAUGCAAUAGAGCUGUAUUGUAAAUGGCUUCAAGUACACAAUUCUCUCCUUCCCGCCCUCCACCUCAAGAGUGAGAUGAUAUUUGAAACGCCAUUAGAAUUACAGAUGGAGCUGCCUGACCUUGCUUUACCUGUUUGGAUGCUUAUUUGCUUCUAUGCAUCUGUGGAUGGCUAUUCAAGUGGAAAAAUAAGAGAAGCCUGUACUAGUAUGAUGCCCUGUCAUGGUGGCUUUCCACAGCCGUCACCUGAGCAUACCAUUACAGUGAAUGGGACUGAAUUUAAACCAGGGGACAGCAUAGAAGUUCAUCUGUCUGGACCAGAUUUUGAAGGAUUUUUCAUUCAAGCCCGGGAUGCAGAACACCUGGAUAACCCUCCAGUUGGUUCUUUCAUGUUAGUUGACAGGAGACUUUCUCAGCUUCUGACAUGUGGCCACACCAAGAAUUCAGCUGUCAGUCACACAAGUAAAGCUAAAAAGAAGUACAUAAAAGUUUAUUGGAUUGCUUCUGGAAAUGCACCAAAACAUGUACAGUUUCUAGCCACAGUUGUGAAGAAAUACAAGACUUUCUGGGUGAAGAUUCCUGGUCCCAUUGUUUCUCAGCCUAAUGCACUGUCCCCAACAACACCCUUGCAUUCAACAUCAGAGGCAAUGUCAACUUCACACCCAAUUUCAUACUUAUCAAGGCCAUUUAAUGCAUCAGGUUGUGGAAGUACGAAGUUCUGCGUUAGGAACCCUUCAAACUGUGAUCCUGAAAGCGCUUCCUGUUUUUUUCUAUCCUUCCAACAAGAAAAGAGUUCAGUAUUUAUUGAAAUGAGUGGUCCAAGUGAAGGAUAUUUAGCAUUUGCAUUGUCCCAUGACCAGUGGAUGGGUGGUGAUGAUGCGUAUCUGUGUGUUAAUGAGAAUCACCGCGUUCGUGUAAGCACUGCCUGUCUGAAGGGGCGAAGUCCUCCUGUUUUGGAUUCAGAGAAUGCCCUUGAAGAUGUGUCAUGGAGGCUUGUGGAUGGUGUUCUUCAGUGUUCUUUCAGAAGGAGUAUUCGUUUUCCUGCUCACAAAGGGAGAUUUAAUCUGGAUGCCAAUUACUACAUCUUUCUGGCAGAUGGGGAAGCUAGUGAAGGUGGAAUCAUAUAUAAGCAUCAUCGUCAACCUCUGAUCACCAGUGGAAUAUACAAUGUCACAGGCCUUCCUCAGGAUAUUGGAGGUUCCCGGUCCCCACGACUUAUCAAGGCUCAUGGAGCUCUCAUGUUUGUUGCUUGGAUUACUGCAGUUAGUAUUGGUGUUAUUGUUGCACGAUUCUUCAAACCUGUUUGGUCUCAUUCAUUCCUGUUUGGAAAGGAGAUGUGGUUUCAGGUGCAUCGUAUGCUUAUGUUGACCACAGUCAUUCUUACAAGCAUUUCUUUUGUGUUGCCUUUUAUAUACCGAGGAGGUUGGAGCGAACAAGCAGGUUUUCAUCCAUAUCUUGGCUGUACCGUGAUGGCUCUGACAAUCUUUCAACCACUUAUGGCAGGUUUCAGACCAUCUCGUCAUGCACCAAGGAGACAAUUGUUUAACUGGCUUCACUGGAGUACUGGUACAACAUCUAGAAUACUAGCUGUGGUGACGAUGUUCUUGGGAAUGGAUCUCCCAGCACUUGACCUACCAGACCCAUGGGACACCUAUACAAUGAUUGGUUUCGUAGCUUGGCAUGUUGGUAUUGAUGUUCUUCUGGAAGUACACAGCUACUGGCUCGUACGUAAAGUUGAAGUGAUAGAGGAUGACAGAGUACAGAUAUUGCAGUCACUCACAUCUGCAGAAGCAGAGGGCCGUCUGUUUAAACAGAUUGUGUUAACCAUCUAUAUCUGUGGAAAUAUAGUAUUCCUCAUUGCCUUCCUGGCAGCAAUCAACCAAAUAUGAAAUAAGUUAUUGAGAAUUUUGUGAUGAAACAUGGUGCAGUUGAAAAACCUGCAAGGAAUGCUUUCUGUUACAACUUUUACCUCAACACCUCCCAGAAGAUGCAUUUGAAGAAUAGCACAUGUUCAUAAUGCUCAAUGUUAGGGAGAACUUGAAUUCAAAUCCACAGAAGGAUGCUGCAGUCCUGUACAAGCUGUCUUCUGAUGAGACUUUUAAGUGGGAGUCUUUGCCUGAGUAAGGAAAGAAGUAUCUAUUUUUUUAAAUGCAGUAAUUAUCUUGAUUGAAGCUUAGGUUAAGAAGACUGCGAAGAUGUGAUGAAAGUUCUCUUUUGAUAGUUAGUUCCCUAAACCCUUCGUGAUUAUUGUUGGGAAAACUGAAAGAUUGAUCCAGAAUCUAUCAUAUCUGUUCACUUUACUGUGUUCUAAUGGCGUGUGAUGUGACAACUUCCUGCUCAUGACAGUUCUGUGUGUUAAAAAAACAAACCUUAGUGUGAAACUGUCACAAAUGCAGUUUGAUGCAUGAACUAGAUACUAUUGUUUAUCUUUGCAGUUAAAUGCAAAAAAUAUUCUCUCUGCUCUAAGAGCAAUACACUUACACAAGCAUAUGAGUUUGGGAACUUCAGUCUUUUAAUAAAACCACCAUUUGCCUCACUGAAAACACUGUUCUGUCCCAUCCACCUCAGUGCUUCAAAACCAUAAAGAGAAAAUGUGUUUGCAAUAGAAGUGCAUUGAAAGCCGUUGUAUUUACCCAAAACUUGAACAGGAAGACCCUAUCCGUGUGUAUGUGUUUCUGUGGUUUGCUGUCUUUGGUUGCUUGUGGCUUUUGAAUUUUCUGUGUGAAUAAGAUGGAUUUGUGCCACUUAGAUGCUUAAACAGAAGUGAAAAUAUUUGCUCAGGAAUGUUGCAGUUUUAUUUGCACUAUUGAGCAAAAUGUAGAUUAGGAGUUGGUUUAACUGCAGGAAAAGCAGCUUCUCUUAAUCUUAAGUGAGAGUCCUUUGAGCUGGCAUAUCUAGGAGGCAGAACUCUCUUUAUAAGAAUAUGGGAGGGCAUUUUUUUUUAUUCAACAAAAGAUUUAUCUAACUUUAUGAACUGGGUACAGGGAAUGGAAAGAGGCUAUAUUGUUUAACUUUUUUGGUUCAUGGUUUUGCCUAAGUAUGGAAGGACACUCUUGAAAUGGCAUCUCAGAAAUGAACCUUUAAUAUGCCAUGCAUUUCAGUGCUUUGCAUUUGUCUUUGCAGCUCUGAACAGUUUGUUUCCACACUUCUUCAUUUUUGAUACUGGAAAGUAUUGAUUUUAGUUGUAAUGCUUCAAAAUGUAUCUUCAGCCUAGGGCUACUAAGCUAGCUGGGAAGAAAAGUGUUGGAGUAUUGGAUAGAGCAGUAAAUAGUGAGGCCUGGCUUGGUAUAGACUAUUACAGCAAUAUCUCUCUCCUACCUGAUGGCCAGCUCUAAUGUAUUCAUACAUGUGGGUCAAGUAGUGAUUCUUUCCAUUCACUAAAGCUGUCUAUUUUUGUCUCUUCCUCCAUCUACCCAAAUCCACAGUGCAGCCUGUUGGCAGGGACAAGACAUAUUCAGAAAGCUACAAGUUUAUGUUUGUAGUCAGUGAUGUUCUUUUUGACUGCUCAAGUAACUGGUUUAUCCAUAAGGGCAUUUGUAGAGCUGUGAUUAAUCCCCUUGUCAGCAGAAGCGCACUGCAAGUGAGUGUAAUCAUCACCCUUCCUCCUGGAAACUGGAAAAGUCAUGUGCAGAUUGGAAAAGAGGGACUAUGGCAAAACCCAGGCUGAGGAGCAAGAAGCAUAUGGCUAAUUGUGUGGGUUUGUGGAUUUUUUAGAGAACUCUGAACUCAAAAACCUGGGAAUCGCAGGCCAAUCUAGUGCUAAAGUUUUGGGGGACUCUUGUAUGCCAUGAGUUUAUAGAAAAUCUCUCAACCUAGGCACAAGUGAUGGCUUUUUAAAUUUAUCAAUGACAAAUUCUUUCUGUAAUACAGUGCCCGUACUAUGUGUUGUUUCAUUUGCAUGUGACAAUGAAUGCAGGGGUUUUAAAACAUGAAUGUAAAUAUCUUUAAAAAUGUUUUUGUCCAUUUUAGUAAGGUGAAAACACUAUCAAAUUGAAACUAGAAAAGAAUAGUCUUGCCUAGCAGCAAAAUGGAUUGUCUGUUUUCUUUGUAGACAUUGUUUUAUAAAUUAAAGCUAUCUAAAUGUUUCCUGGAGAAACUCUUAUUGAAAUUGAAAUAAUUUCACACUGUGAUGCAGAAUUUCUUUUCCUCAAGAAAUUCCACAUCUAAUUCCACAUCUAAUACAGCUUUAAAGUUGGCAAAAUUGUCAGUUGUUCUGGAUAACUUGUUCCUUCUUAGUGCUAGUGAUAUUGUGCAGUUUCUUAUGUGAGGCCUUAUGUGCAAGUAUUGUAGUUUACUUGAUUGAAAGACUUGUUAAUUUUUGGUAAUGUUUGUUCACACCACCACUCCUGCCCUCUUCCUGCAUGACUAGUAGAAGGAAGCAAUGUGUCAUUGUAUUCUAGUGACUGCCAAAAUUUCUGCUACAGUCCUUUUGGGGAAAAAAGAAAAAAGUCUAUAAAAGUGUUUGGUAUCAGGAGGAAAUUAGGUGACAGGCAGUUUGGUUCUAGAGACACUGAUGGCUGCAGUGGGUUUUUUUUGUUUGUUUGUUUGUUUGUUUGUUUUCUGAAAUGAUAAAAUAUUAUAUAGAAGAAAAUUCCCAUUGCUCUUCUUCAUAAAGGAAUACCACAGAAGUCAAGAAAACUUGUUCACAAGAAGAGAUAGAGGUCUCAGUUUUUUUGUUUUUUCACUCUUGGAUUAAAUUUGUGAUGACAAAUCAACAUUAGCACAUUUGUUUGGGUUCUAGACAGGCAGAUGCUCCCAGUCAAGUAGAAACUUGUGAUCAGUCUCACAACAAUUAAAUACUGUUUUUAUUGGAGGCUGCCCCUAACAACUCAAAUACUGGUCACCUACUCUUGAUGUAACUACAAAUCAUGUUUCUUGCAUGUUUUGAAUGAAAAUGGACAUGCAAAUAGCUCGAAUACAAUGGAAUUCACUGCUACUUUGCUUUACUUGAAAUAGGUUUUUUUGCUAGCCGACAUGCAGGCUGCAGAAUGAACAAAGAAAAGCUGUGCUUUGUUUCUCCUCCUUACACUGAAUGCUACACUGUUUCCUGUUUUGUCAAAAGUCACAAGAUGAGGAGACUUCUUAUUUCGUGUAAUAAUGCCUGUGUUUUUCCUUUACCCAGGUUUGGGAAGGCUAGGGAGAGACUGCCUGCCUUUUUGUUUUCUAUUGCAGUUUGUAACACUACGUGGCGCUCUUGUUCAAACAACAACAGCAUUUUUAUUUUGCUUGCUUUCUUUAAUCUGUCAGUGAGAGCUUGAGACAUGAAAAGGAUGUCCAAAACAGGAAGUGUUUCUAGAUGAACUAGUCAGAAGAAUUCUCAAGCUUUAUUAAGAAACUCGAUUUUUAAAUUCAAGCUAGUUCAUACAGACAGACCUUAUGAAAUGGAUGUUUGCUUGAUAUCUGUCCUUAAGCUUUUGUUUGAACAGUUAUGGCCUGUUUUCUUUUGUCAUGUGUGUAAACUGUGCUCGAUGCGUGUAAAUCCCUCUUCAAACGACUUAAGAUGAAUGGCAGUCAUUGAGGAAAAAGUGCAAUCUUCUGCAUUUCGGUCAUCUUGGUGAUCUUCAGACAUUUGUUGAAUGCUAAAGUAAGGACUCCAGGUGAAUGGAAGGACGGUUAACAGGGGUGAUCUGCUAGUAAUUCUGAGGAAUUGUUUGCUCACAUCAAUCUGAUCCCAGCUUCUCUAAGGGGUGUGUGCGAAGCAGGGAACUGUUGCGUUCACUUACUCAAGGGAAUGGCACAGCAGAACUGGCACCAGGCAAGUGCUUCAGAACAUGUGUGAUACCAUCUGUUCUAGCUCAUGCGUGAGCUAAUUCAACCACUGUAUAGCUUCUACUGGUCUUCCUUGUGCUGUGCAAAAGUGACUUCAGAUAUUGUAAGCCACAAAAGCUGAACAUCUGUCACACUGAACCAAGUAUCUGUGAUACUGAUUCUGGACAAAUGAUACUGCACUAAGAAAGACUCCAAUUUUGGCUUUGUUUCAGAGAGAUUUUUUAUCUUGCUGGACCUUAGAAAUCAGUUGGCUUUAAAGAUUAAUUGGAAAUUUGCAUGGCAUCUGUACUGACGUGAAAAAUAUGAUUUGCCUUCUUGCAAUUCAGUUCUUGUUGAUAUGAUAUGUGAUGUGGGAAGGGUCUGGGGUUGCAGCACUCACAUGAUGAAUAUCCCCGCUUCUCAGAAGCGUACAACUCUUGAAUGCUCCUUUUUGUAUCUCUGUUCCUCCAAAUUAAUGAUCUGCUAUCCAUGCUCCUGCAUAGCUAGUGUAUUAGUGUGGGGCAGUUAAGAUUCAUUUGGCACAAACUGAGUAGUUUUAAUAUACAUGACAUCAGAAUUGCCCCAUGGCAAAGCAGAGAUCUGCUGAGCCCAGUAUCGUCUACAGAAGUGGUAGUAAGGAGAUAUUAGAGCAAGAGAAGUAAUAAGACUACAGUGACAUUUUCUCUUCCCAGCAAGAUCUCCUUGCUGCUUGCCAGAAUCUGUGCAAGGAUUUCCUUGCUAAGCUAGAGACUGCAGGUUGGACCAUAAACUCUUGUGAUUGGAUUUUAUCUAUGAAGUGUGCAA